Messenger RNA from Nematocida minor, 417 nucleotides. Its product is annotated as large subunit ribosomal protein L32e. Lineage: Eukaryota; Fungi; Microsporidia. Gene Ontology annotation, molecular function: structural constituent of ribosome. Gene Ontology annotation, cellular component: cytosolic large ribosomal subunit; ribosome. The transcript has a single exon. The record is from RefSeq and is a predicted model, not a curated record. Gene Ontology annotation, biological process: translation. Bases 1 to 417 code for a protein of 138 amino acids.
AUGGAAGACUUAUUGCAGACUACCCCAUUAGUCAGAUUCGUAAAAGUAAAGAAGACAAAGAGAGAGUUCAACCGGUUCCAGAGCGACCAGUUCAAGAGACUCAGCAAGUCCUGGAGAAAACCCAGAGGUAUUGACAACAAAGUAAGAAGAAAGGUCAAGGGAACCAUGGUCAUGCCCACUAUUGGAUUCAAAGCAGACAAGCUGGUAAGACACGUUCUCCCAAACGGAUUCAAGAAGGUGAUAAUCUACAACAUAAAAGACUUAGAAGCACUAGUCUCCCUGAACAGAGUGUACUGUGGAGAAAUAUCCAGCUCAGUCGGUGCCAAGAAGAGAAUAGACAUAGUCAAGAGAGCAGCAGACCUGGGAAUCGUCCUGACCAACGGAACUGCAAAGAUAACUGUGCAGAAACUCGACUAA